Molecule: messenger RNA, 3319 nt
Organism: Fonticula alba
Lineage: Eukaryota; Rotosphaerida; Fonticulaceae
Exons: 12
Coding region: 32-3235 (1067 amino acids)
Biological process (GO): Golgi to plasma membrane transport; exocytosis
Cellular component (GO): cytoplasm; exocyst
Source: RefSeq, a predicted model, not a curated record
CGCCCUUCCCGUCUGUCUUGCUGCGAGGACCAUGGCCAGCCAGGCGGAGCGCAUCGACGCGGCCAAACGCGAGAUCCGUCUGCUUCUGUCCGCCAUCAACAUCGACUACUUCGAGAGUGAGAGCUUCGACCCGCAGAGCUUCAUCCGGACCUUCACCAAGCCCCUGGUUGACGUGCUGGAGUUUGCGCAGAAGCCUGCACCCACUGGCGCUGGCUUCGCACAUGACGCCCAGCCGCACCAAGAUACGCCCCCCGACUUCCCGCACAGUGACUUCCUCGAGAUUUGCGAGUAUGCUCUGCGACAGCUGAAUGCCGUGCUGGACCAUGCAUCCGAGGACUCCUUCCAUGCCACGCGCGACCGGAACAUCGCGCACAACACCUACAAAGAUGCGGUCAACUAUUUGGGUCUCUACUUCCAGAAAGCAUUUGGCCAUUUGUCGGAUCUGCAGUCAUCCUUCGAUGAGAUGACCCGAACUGCCAUCUAUACUGGCCAGCAGCUGGAGGUGCUGGAGAAUGAGCGUGCUCGUGCCGACGAACUGUUGGUCCUCCUGCGCCACUACGACGACUUCAAUCGCCUGGCUACUGAGCAUCGGCUGAAAAUGUCCCAGCAUGGUGCUGCCCCCGGGGCCGGCAUCUCCGUCUCGCCCUUUUCCCAAUUUCCCACCACCUUCUCGAACCCGGAGUUGCUCGACGAGGCCAUUCGCAUCAUCCCCCUGCUGCUGGACCUGGCACGACAGGUGGCCGCCGCCGGGGGGGGAGGCCCGGCCUCCGGCGAUCGCCUGCACUCGCCCCUGGGCAUUGGGGCCGGCGAUGCGCAGCAGCCACAGCCAGCCGCCAAGGCCGCCACCAAGAAGUCCCCGGCCACGGCGCCGUCUGCGGCGUCCUCCACCACCCCGGCUCCGGGCUCGCCGCUGGCCUUCUGCCCGUACUCAACGCUGGCCCAUGUGGAGGAUGCCUACCGGCGCAUUGUCAACCGCGGUCUACAGCAUUUGUCCCUGGCCCAGAAGAAGCACGACAUCUUUUCGAUGCGCUUGUGGGUGAUCAAGCUGACUCGCGCCGGGGCUGGCCACUGUGCGCGGUCGCUCUAUAUCCGCGGGCAGGCCGUAUGCACUCGGCGUGGCCUGGGCCCGCUCAACCUGGCCUCCGAUGUGGAUCCCUUCCGCGCAUCGAGCCUGGCCGACCCAUCGGGCUUUAGCACCUGGGCCCCGCAGCUGCCCAGCAUGGCCACCGUCGAGUCGUUGGAGGAUUUGACUCAGUCACUGAAGGAGUCUUGCGAGGAAGAAUGUCGGCGCAUUCGCCUGGUUUUCGGCGAGGAAGCCCCCUCGGUCAUCUGGGACAUGGUCACCUUCCUGACGCAGCAUCUGAUCGCUCCCCUGGCCAAGACCCUCCUUGACAGCCUGUAUCGGGACGUCGCGCCAGCGAAGGCCGAUGCCCCGGCCGCAUCGGCGGGCGCGCCACCGGCCACCGGCGACCCGGCAGCGGCCAACCCCCGGGUGGCGGCCGAUGCCUUGACCAUGUACCUGCAUUCGCUGGAUGCCGUUCAUGACAUCAUUCGCUCGUGGCUGGCGCUGGCGGUGUCCUGCCGGGGGUCGGUCCGGUCGUCGCUUGCCGGGGCCGGCAUCGCCGGGCCCGGGGCCGCCGGGACCGCAGUCGGGCUGCUCUCUGACAAGGAGACGCCCGAGGACUUUGCGGAGGCGGCGGCCGCUUCGGCCACAUCGCUGGCACUGGCCGCGGAUUUGGAAGAUUCCCACCGCCUCCUUCGGGCCACGCUGGCCGAGCAUCUGAAUGAAGAGCGCUACUGCAAGAUCGAGACCCGGGCACUGAAGGCCUCCUUCGACCGGGCUCUCCUCGGCUUUAACACCUAUCGACAGACCAGACGCCGGGCCAUCGAGCAAGCGGCCAGCCAGCAGCGCUCCUUCGGGCUGUCGCUUUUCGGCGAUUCGAACAAUUCCCCGGAAUCGGACCCGGAGUUCCUCGUCAUCCGGCGCCUCGGUGGUGUGGGCCAGUAUUGGAGUGAUUUGACGUGUGCCGAAAUCACCCAGUCGGCCACGGAGUCCUUCCGGCGCAUGUCACGUCUGCUGCCCCGUCAGGCCGCCCCCGAUCGCAUCUCCAAUCUCUACACCAACUCGCUGCUCUUCACUCUGGAGAACCGGUAUCUCGUGCCGGCCAUGGAAUUCCUCCUGCAUGAUGUUCCGGUGUCCUUGGUGCAUGAUGGCCCGAACAAGGCCACCACCCCGGCUGAGCCCAUUUUCUCGGUGUCCCUCACGCCGCUGGGCAUCCUGACCUCCUUGCAGAUGGCCUUCACCAUUGCCGACACCAUCCAACAGCACUUCCGCUCGGGUGUCGUGGCACAUACGCUGCAGAUGACGACCAACCCGGCGACCGGCAUCGCCGGCGGGCCUGCCCCGGCGGCCAGCUCGACCAGCUCGACCAGCAACAAAGCCGACAUGGCCGCCUCGUCCAGUGCCUAUCGCAGCUGCCUGGUGGCCCGGAAUUCGCUGCUCAGCAACCACGAAAGUCGCAUCAACGUCGUGGUCGAUCGGUUCAUCGAGUCCACAACACGACAGCUGGCCCUGCUCCUCUCGCGCCAGGAGCGCUCCGAUUACCGAAUCCAGCAUGACAAGAAGGAGCAAGCGUCCCUUCGCUCGGAUGACACCUCGGCUGCCGUUCGUGGGGUGAUCACAUACAUCUCUCGGAUUCAGGAGGCCCUGUCAAAGUCUCUGGACGGGAUCAACCGGUCAACCCUGGCGCAAGAGCUCGGCCUGCGCUACCAUGCCACACUUGUGACACAUCUCUUCGGCUCGGACUAUGUCCUGCUGGCAAACGCCGCGGCGGCCGGCGGGUCAGGCUCCUCGGCCGGUGGCAGUGCAUCAUACCUUCCCCCGGCAUCGGGGACAGGCAAACCGGCCAAAAUUGAGGCAGCGCUGCAGGGAGUCACCGGUAUUGGUGGCAUGGCCCUGUCCCGGGAUCUCGGUACUUACCGCGCCUGCCUGAGUCGUUUCGGGUCGGCGGUCGUGGACAAACAGAUGGGCGAACUGGUUGAUCUGUCGGCCCUCUUCGUUGUUGGGCCGGAGCAGCUGGCGGAUGUUGUCCGGCGAGUGAUGAGCUCCGGUGUGGCCGAUCGCCACCGGGUGCAGAAACUUCUCUUCCUACGAGCCGACUCGGCGCCCGGGUCGUCUGUCGAGUCGGUGCGUGCCGCGCAGCUUGUGUCCGCCGCUGCCGGACAGGCACUCUGAGAAUGACGCUGCCCACCCACACCAGCACAGGGGGGCAAUAAACCAUGUCUGCCAGAUGUGUCACACAUUUUGGCGCGCCCGACA